AUGCUACCACACCAUGGAGGUGAACCACAAAAUUCCACUCCACCAUAUGUUAUUGCUCUAUCUUUUGAUAAAUAUGAUCCAGGAAACGAAAUCGAAGUGACUCUAGAGGGAACUGCAGACCAUGGUUUUCAAGGAUUUCAUCUACAGGCUCGAGAACUUGAAGGAGAUACUCCUGUUGGUUCCUUUAAAAUUACAGAUCCAAGCACGCAAGCCCUUGCAUGUCAUAAUGUUUCGAAUUCAGCGGUAAGCCACACAAAUUCAGAGGUGAAGCACAAAGUUACAACAACUUGGAUUGCACCUUUGGACACGAAGAAUAUUCAAUUUAGAGCAACAUUUGUUCAAGAUUCAAAGAACUUCUGGGUUGGAGUUCUCAGCAAAACUGUCACUCCUAGACAUUCUCAGUCAGCCAAUGUCACAGAAAGAAGGAAUAAGAAGAAGGCUUCACGGAUUGUGAUUGAGAUGGAAUGUACCAAGAAAGGAGGAACUUACUCAACUAGUGCUGGAUGUAUUCAGGGUGGAUCCUCUGGUUCCUCUCAGACUAGCUAUUCCUCUGGUUCCUCUCAGACUAGCUAUUCUAUUGGUCAGGGCACUGAUGGCAUAUACAACAGAUAUGGCUGUAGAGAUUCUGUCUCCUCAGACAGUGGCAUUCAAAAGCCAGUGUCCUAUCCCGACAGCAAACCCUACCCACCUGUGCGUGAAACUUACCCAUCGAUCCUGGUCAAUUCUGGAUAUGGCAGCCGCAUUAUCCAUUCACAAGGUGGACAGAUAGUCAAUCCUUGCGAUCAAAGUUCAUCCUCCUACAACAUAAUUAUCUGUAAACUGAGUCAAUCUUCUCUCUCACAGAACAGCAAUACCAAAGGCCAAACUGGAUCAUCGUCCUCACAGAGCAAUGGCAGUAGCCAGGGUUCACAAAGUAAUUCAGGCAGCAGUAACCGUAAUUGUGAUCAGAGUUCAUCCAACUGUGCAGGCAACAAGGUUAUUGUUUCCCGGGAUACAUCUCGUGCUCUAAGUAGAAGCAGUUACAAUGGACAGAAUGAGUCCUCUAGCACAAACAGCAGUAGUGCCAAUGUCCAGGGUGGAGCAUUUAUCUCAUUCAACAACACUUCCAAUGGCCAGGGUUUACCUUCAGGAGGAAAGCAGUCUGGUGGAGAUGGCUCACAUUCCUCAGAAGACGGCUCCAUAAGCUCUGCUGGGAAACCGUCCAGCCCUAGCCUUUUGCUGCUAUUCAGUGUUUUGAGUGCCUUUGCCACCUCUUCAGUUGUGCCCAAGUGGUUUAUAUGAACAUCUGAAUACGUGACUGGAGACCACAAAAUGUAUUCUGUAAUAAGAUUAAUUUUCUGUAUAAAAUUCUAAUCAAAGUUGAAUAUAUAAUUUGUCAGUUUGUUGUAAUGUCAUUAUGUUAAUAUGCCACGCUUUUGAUUAGUUAAUAUGCCACGCUUUUGAUUAGUUCUACCUUCUUUAGUUUACAGUAUAUGCUGGUUUAUUUUUCAGUAUUUUAGGCAUCAUUUGAAAAGGAGAUAUUGUGCCCUAACUAUAUGAAUUUUUAUUUCUAACUGACAUGAUGAAUACCUGAUUUGAUCUAGUUGUGAAUCCAACCACUCUGAAGAUAUCUGGAACCACAUGGCUAUUAACCGAGGGAAAAAAAUAAUAGCGGAUUUUCGUGUGUGCAAGAUGAAGGCUCCCACUCAUCAUUGCAUAAAAUAAAGCCAGUCCUGUAAUUUUUUAUAAAAAAUCCUCAAUGGAUCAGAAAUGCCGUGUUGGAAUAUUACUCUUAAUCUAUUAUAGUAGUUAAACUACAGCGAAGUGUAAAUCUUGCAAUGCAGAAAUUUCUUAUUGCAGUGAAACUUUUGGAUAUUCCACUUCUUCCAUAAAAAGCCACUGAAGGCAAGACAUUCUGAUACUUAGAAUAGAACAUGAUGUGUCUAGACCAGUGAUUUUCAACCUUUUUUCAUUUGCAGACCUCUUAAAAAAUUUCAAAUUGGCAGCGUAGACUCUUUGUAAAUCUUAGACAUAGUCUGUGGACCAUGGGUCGAAAACCACAGGCACACUCCACCUAAACCUUUAGUAGGGAGUGUAGCCCAGAAGAGGCUUUGGAAAGCUAAUAACCUUGGAACUGAUGAAAAACACCAACUCUGGGAAUGUUUGAGAAUUACUCUGGCUACUGAAACUGCUAAUAUCUCUGUAUCAGCUCUCUUUCAGCAAGUAUUUUGCCUAAACUACGAGACCUGAUUUAUUGUCAAAUUUAAUUUCAAGAAUGAUAUUGAGAUCCACAAAAUAGUAUCGCUGUGCAACAGAUAUAGUCCCAGAGAAACAUCAUCUUUGACUGGCAAGGAUUUCAAGGAAACAGAGUGUCACAUAUAGCAUCUUUUAGCAGUGUUUUCCCUUGGAGAUCUAUUCAGAAGUGUUGCUUUUGAAAGGCUGGAUAUGUAAUCUGAGAAGAUGCAGAAUACUCCCAGAAAAUGUGAAUACUAGUAGUUUUAAAAUGUAACCUGUUCAUACUCACUUUCAAGCAAGAAAUUUCUAGCAGCAGCUAAAUGGUAUUUAAUAAAUUACAUCUUUAUUGUAGAGUAUUGUCUCUAAAAGAUGUGUACAACUGUCAUUGUUCUAAUAGCAUGGUAUGUUUUAAGACAGGUCAAAUGUUAACCAAGUGCACCUAAAACACUUUUACAGAAAAUCAAUCCAAGACCUAUAGAAGUUGUGUGUAGUCUUAAAGCACUUAAAAGUACAUUCACACUGUAAACCUCCUGGGGUAAGUACAUGGAUGAAAUCCUGUCCCCGUUGAAAUUGAUGGAAAUUUUGCCAUUGACUUCAAUACGGCCAGGAUUUCAUUCAUUGCUGUUUUUCCCCUGUGUUCUGUACAGAGCACACUGUCAGCACUCCAUAAAUUCUUAAUAUUCUCAACUCAAAUCCUGAAGUCAUUACUCAUGCAAAAUGAGUUUUGCUUGAAUAAGAACUCCCAGAUUUGACCAAUAGUGCAUAUCUUUAAAAGAGAUUAAUAUAUACAAUAAAAUAGUUAUCUAAAAUAGAAUAUGCUAUGUAGUGUUCGUUUGCAUAACUUCAUUGAAGCAGUGCAAUAUCUAUCAUUGGGUCCAUACAAUGUCUUGCCAUUUAUCACUUUUCUGAGGUAUAAAAAAAUUAGUUUUUAAAUGGUUUUUGGUAUAAUAUGUGUGUGCAGUUUUAUGUGAGUUUCAUAACACACCAUAACUAAGCGUGGGCGAGUGAAAAUGCAAGGAUUGUAGGUGUAAAUAAUGUGGACCUGAGAAUUAUGAGUUUGGGUGAAGUGAUGUUUGAGAGAAAAAUACCACCAUUUUCUGUUAUUGGGGAAAAAAAAAACUUGUAAAGUAUUCACUGUACGUCUUUGUCUCUAAAUCAAUAGCAGGAACAAAGGUAACAUGGGAUAGUUGGCAUGAAUCUUUACAGGGAAUUAAUAAGAGAAAAAGAGAGGCUUUAUAUAUAAUAUUGUUUUCCUUAUUCUAAUAAAA
Molecule: messenger RNA, 3482 nt
Organism: Chelonoidis abingdonii (Abingdon island giant tortoise)
Lineage: Eukaryota; Metazoa; Chordata; Testudines; Testudinidae
Source: RefSeq, a predicted model, not a curated record